Molecule: messenger RNA, 1620 nt
Organism: Cornus florida
Lineage: Eukaryota; Viridiplantae; Streptophyta; Magnoliopsida; Cornales; Cornaceae
Exons: 4
Coding region: 1-864 (287 amino acids)
Source: RefSeq, a predicted model, not a curated record
AUGGUCCUUUGUUUGUACACCUAUUCUAUGAUUGCUGCUGUUAAUAUGACCAUCCCCUUUGAUAGAUGGGUAGGUGAGAACUGUGAACCAUUUGGGUCUCUUCUUAUUGGUGAAGAUGCCCAAAAAUGGGAAACUCAAAAUUGGUGCGAGUUUCAGUCCAAUUAUUCAAAGGCAUUGACAUUGAAGGAGACAUAUCAAAUUGUUAUGACAAACGCAACAGAUCCAAAGUUCGAUGCGUGGGAUGAAGCAGAUUCCAUGAUCAUGUCAUGGUUGUGGAAUUCAAUGAAUCCAGAAAUCAGCGACACCUGCAUGUUCUUGUCCACUGCCAAAGAGGUUUGGGAUGCUGUUCGACAGACUUAUUCGAAGGCUCGUGAUGCAGCGCAAGUGUACGAGAUUAAAAUCAAGACUGGUGCGAUGAAAGAAGGUGGAAAGUCAGUCACGGAGUAUGCGAAUUCACUGCAGAAUCUGUGGCAGGAACUUGAUCAUUACCGGUGCAUUAAGUCUAAAUGUCCAGAAGAUGCUGCAAUCUUGAAAGGCUUUAUCGAAAAAGAUCGAGUCUACGAUUUUCUCGCAGGACUCAAUGCUGAGUUUGAUCAAGUCAGGGUUCAGAUUCUUGGCAAGGAGGAGGUACCAUCUUUAAAUGAGACCAUCUCUCUGAUCCAGGCAGAGAAGAAUUGCAGGGGCGUUAUGCUUGAACCCCAAGCCCUAGAAGGAUCAGCUAUGGUGACGAAGACAGAACGGCCAUCAAUUCAAGAAAGUGGUAAGGCAGAUUUGUCACAGUUUCAAGGAAAGGGCAGCAAGGAUACUCUUUGGUGUACCUAUUGCAAGAAACCAAGACACACUAGAGAGAAUGUUGGAAGUUGAAUGGUAAACCACCAAGCAGAGAGUGGGAAUACCGAGGAGGACAGCAGAGAAGCCAAGCCAACUUCAUCACAAAUCAGCCGAGCCACGAAAAGUCUCAAGAACAGAGCGGGUUCAAUGAUGAGGAGAUCGAGAAGAUAAGGGGGCUUCUGGGAUCAUUGGAGAAACCAAGUGGUGCAUGUUCUCUCGCACUCUCAAGACCAGGAUUCGGGGAGGAAGAUUGGACUUGCUAAGGAGAAGAAUGGGCUUUACUAUCUUGAAGAAACAGGAAAAUCUUAUAUUGUCAGGAAUAAAUUAUCUCUGUCAUUUCUUUCAUCAUCCAAUAAAGACACUAUUUGGCUUCAUCAUUUUAGACUAGGACAUCCAUCUUUUGGAAUUUUGAAAACUAUGUUUCCUUUCUUGUUUAAAGGGCUGAAAGUUGAAGAUUUUCAUUGCGAUGUGUGCGAAUUUGGAAAACACAAGCGUGUACCCUUUCCGGUUAGUGAUAAAAGAAGUUCAAUUCCAUUUUAUUUAAUUCACAGUGAUGUAUGGAGGCCUUCCACAGUUAAAAAUGUGUCUGGCUCACGAUGGUUUGUUUCCUUUAUCAAUGAUUGCACUAGAGUCUCCUGGAUCUUUCUUCUUAAAUCUAAAUCGGAUGUAAGUAGUGUGAUUCCAAAUUUCCAUAACAUGAUUCAAAACCACUUUGGGGUUAAAAUAAAGAGAUUUAGAUCGGAUAACGCAAGGGAUUAUUUCAAUCAAACCUUAUCUCCAUACUUCCAA